Lagopus muta (rock ptarmigan) is the source of this 5613-nucleotide messenger RNA. RefSeq names its product X-ray repair cross complementing 3 (gene XRCC3). Lineage: Eukaryota; Metazoa; Chordata; Aves; Galliformes; Phasianidae. The record is from RefSeq and is a predicted model, not a curated record. Gene Ontology annotation, molecular function: ATP binding; ATP-dependent DNA damage sensor activity; four-way junction DNA binding. Gene Ontology annotation, cellular component: replication fork; Rad51C-XRCC3 complex. The transcript is spliced from 8 exons. Gene Ontology annotation, biological process: double-strand break repair via synthesis-dependent strand annealing; t-circle formation; resolution of mitotic recombination intermediates. The coding region runs from base 349 to 1392 and encodes 347 amino acids.
AUAGGCCGGCAAGUUGUGACGUCGCGAGCGAGCUGCCCGCCGAUUGGCUGCGGCGGCUCCGGCGCGGAGGUCGUAAGGCCCGGUGAGGGGAAGCACUAAAGUGAUCUCGGGUUGGGCCGCGCGGCAUCUCUGCCACUGUCCGUGGACGGCGUCCGCCGCGCUAAGCGGUUCGGAGACCUUCCGGGCGGAGGCCGGAGUAGCCACAGAUGAUUUCAGCGAGCUUAAACUCUCGUCAGAAUGCCGCGUUGAAUAGCUGCCGCCUAGCAAUAGCGCUUCUCUUUCCCUCCGCGCUCCGCCUGCCACCAGGCCCCAUGGCAGCUGCCGCGCCCCGCAGUGCCGUAUCAGGACAUGGACUGGGACCAGUUUGACCUGAACCCGAAGGUGAUUGCUGCCCUUAAGAAAGCUGACAUAAAAUCAAUAAAAGAGGUGUUAAAUCUUUCUGGAGCAGACUUGCAAAGGUUGAUGAAACUGUCCAGUGCAGAUGUGGAAUGUUUGCUGAAAACGGUCUCUCGCACUCUGAGGAAAAACUGUAUGCUUACAGCACUUCAGCUCUACCAAGAGAAGGAUUGUUUCUCCUCCCAGUGCCGGAAGCUAAGCCUGGGAUGUCCGGUGCUGGAUGACUUGUUGAAAGGUGGCAUUCCUUUAGUGGGAAUCACAGAACUUGCUGGGGAAAGUUCUGCUGGGAAGACUCAGAUUGGUUUGCAGCUGUGUCUUUGUGUGCAGUAUCCUUACAGAUAUGGUGGAUUAGAGUCGGGAGCUGUCUACAUUUGUACAGAAGAUGCAUUCCCAAGUAAGCGUUUGCAACAGCUGAUAGCUCAGCAGCAUAAGCUGCGUGCAGAUGUGCCACCUGAAAUCAUACAGAAGAUCAGGUUUGGGAACAGCAUCUUUGUUGAGCACGCAGCAGACCUGGACACCUUCCACAACUGCAUUACGAAGAGGCUCUCCCUGCUGCUCACGAGAGGCGUGGUGCGCUUGGUGGUCAUCGAUUCCAUUGCUGCUUUGUUUCGAUGUGAAUUUGGAGCUUCGGAUUCUGUUCUGAAGGCUCGCUACUUGCAGACGUUUGGAGCACAGCUCCAUGGCUUAAGCACCAGAUUCAGGACUCCAAUAAUGUGCAUCAAUCAGGUGACCGAUGCUGUGAGCGAGUCAGAAGCUGUGCAGUGUGGCUACAGUACUGCUGACAGCAGAGUCUUUCCAGCACUAGGAAUAACCUGGGCAAAUCAGCUGCUGAUGAGACUGAUGGUCAGCAGAGUGCCACAACCUGAACCAACAGCUGGAGCUGCGUCACACCACCCUGCAGGCAUGAGGACUUUAAGAGUAGUGUUUGCUCCUCAUCUACCUCCAUCCUUCUGCUGCUAUACAGUGAGAUUGGAAGGUGUGAAAGGAAUGAAGUAAGUUCUUUCUGCAGUAGCCUGUUCUGAAAGUGCGUUGAACCUGCUUUGCUUCAGGAAGCAUUAGCAAAAUGAAAUUCUUCCUAGAGCAGACAAAGGGAUGCUGAAAUGCAUAAAAGGUGAUACGACACCAACGUUGUUGUUUCCUUUUUUUUACAUUGUGCAAAGAUGCUCUUUUUGUAACUGGAUAAAAGUUCACCAGUCUCUCCUUGUGAGAUAAAUGUUUUGGAGAAUAAUCCUUACUGCAAGGCAGAGCAGCACCUUCAGCUCUGUUCAUCCACACAGCCCCUGCUCUCCUCAGAGACUUUUAUCAGAGCUUUCCAUGUUUUUCUUUCCAUCUUUAUGCUAUUUAUUACAUCUUUUUCUGCUGGCCUCAAGACUAACUACUCUGGGUGCCAGCCAGAGGAACUUAUUUGUCCACACUUUCCAAAGGCCUUAAAACUUACUGUGUUUGUGCUGUGAGCAGUGGGUGAUGCUCACUUGUAUCACUGUAUAUUGUUAACCUUUCACGCAUUUCCCUCUCCCCUCUCACCCCCUCUCCCCCUCCCCCCAGGUUGCCCAAUCUGUAAUUUAUAAAUGACCACAGUAAUUUUAUAAAUUGUUUUUUAAAAUAAAACCCAACGAUGAAGCUUUUAUGUCUUUGUGUUCUCAAACAUCAGAUUGCAAUAGCUUAUAGCCACGAGUACCUCAGUCUUCAAAUCCUGACGUUUCAUGCAGCAUAGCUACCACUAGAAUUAUUCUCCCAUUUGCUGGCCCAGCUCCCAGUAAAUUUGUCUGGUACUUUGCUCAUCCUAUUGUAAUAGUUGGUGAAUUGUAAUUAUAGAUACACACACACACCAUGUUUUUAAAGCCACAGGUGGGUGCAGCUGAUUAAGAGCAAUCAACCCCACCCCCGAGCCUCGUUUUCUGGGCAGUGCAUUCAGAGCUGGCCACUGACAUACAGGCUACUGUCUGUCUUAAGGCUCAGCAGUGAUAGCUGCAGUUUCUGCCCCUUCUGUCAGUCACACUCACCACCAGUCUGUGGUCCAACAUGCUGCACAUGAGAACGGCUUUGGGGGUAUGGAGAUUGGACAUCCUCAUUGAUGUGGGAAAGCUCUGCCCCAGUCAGUCUGAUGCUAACACUGCUGAAACACACAAGCUUUAAUAAAUACAGUUUAGGAACCUUCCCUUUUAUACAGCUUUAUUCAUCUUUGGAUUUCACAACCAAAAUUUGUUUCUAUACAGGAAGAAUGGAACUAAUUUUUACACAGAUUUACAUUCUAGAAUGUGUUGAGUAUGUUCAUUUUUACCCUGUGAGAGCAUUUUAAAUAUUUUCUACACUUCGAAAAACUUUUAAACAGUUUCAAAUUAGUCUUCAGCUCUGUGAUGUGUUUCAAGGGACCUUUUCAGAAGGAACAUACCGAGUUCUGGGAACAGACUGCUCUUGAGAAGUAAAAGCAGGUUAAUUUGUAAAGAUAAAAAAGAGACAUGGAGGAUAUAUUUAGAAAGCAGAUGUAGUGAAACAAAAUGACCUCAUUACAAGUUUCUUGAUGAAAUGACAGUGAAUGUUAUUUGCAACAAAUGCCAUUUGUUCUGGGGUGAGACAAACAGGACCUCCAAACUGGAUUCUUCCAUUGCUGUAACAAACAGUAAUGAGACAUGCAGAGCAAAAUGAGCAUCUUAAAGCCAAUCUUGGAAAGUCUUAAGGUUGUAAUCAGAUACGAAAUCCACACAUCAAAAAUAUAUAUAUAUAAAACCAAAACUAUUUUUCUCAAAAUGACAAAUCAACAUUAACAAAUAUUUUUUCUUCACUACUGCCCUGGACUAAUCAGUGUACUGAGACUAUCAGAAUGGUUUGAAAAACAUCAAAUGUAAAUGUUCAAAUUCUACCUCCAAACCACAUAGGAAAACCCCAACACUGAUACAAACACUUCUAUGUCUGCGACAAUGUAAAGUUGCUAUAAGGAAGCAAAACAUCACAGCAUCACAUCUUUUAACGUUUGUUCUCUCAGUAGAGGCUGACAACCCAAACUGCCCUGCUCUUAGCAGCUGUCAGACAAUACAUCACUAAUACUGGAGCUCCUCUCACAGUAAGCACGCUUUUGAUGAAGCACUGCACAUCUUUUACUACAUACUUGUAACAGAACCACACUUUUCAGAAUUACUGGAUAAAUAUUUCUCAAGCUUAAAACCAAUUCUAAUUUACUACAGUUCUGGAAAGUUUGGGAACUUUUGUUUUAAGAAAGGAUACAAACUCAGAUGCAUCCCAUUGCUUUACUGCUGUGCUCCAUCCUUGCAGCACUACAAGCACAGCCAUCAGAGCAGCCCAGUUACUCCUCUGAUCAUGAAAUGGUUGCAUUUUACACUAAGAACUAACAAACUCAAGAAUAAAGGUUGCCAGUGUUGCUGAAGACUUCUGCACAACCAGAGAGAAAGGCAACAGGCAGCUUUCUGCCCAUCCUUUGCAUACGACUGUUCUACAUGCAGCUCACCAGCCUCAGUGAGCCGCCGCAAACAGGAGAGGCACAGGCAUAACCUCAACUCCUUGUAACCUUUACAAUAAGGUUCAGCUUUAUGAUUCUGAGCAAGGAAACACGUGCCAGAUUAAAACCAGCAGCACUACCAAGGCUGCAGUUCUCCUGCCAAGGUGCCUGUCCAUUCCAAAGGCCUUCUUCAGCUUUCGGCUUCAGACCUGUUGAUUUAAAAUUUGGUACUGAAGAUGUCCAAGAAAAUUAAACAGUUGGGUUUUUCAGUCUUGUACUUUAGCAGACUGCUAGCUACAACCAGAACAGGGAAUUCAUAAAGAAAAUCCUAAGUAAAAGCAAACUAAGAAGCCCACCUGAAGCUGCAGUGUGUGCGAGCCAGGCCGUGACAGUAGCCGAUUCCUGAUGGGAGCACAAGGACUUCAAGUUGAAUCUAAGUUUGUUUUUGCAUGGUAAAAGUUUCUCUUGCACUUCAAACAGCACACUGGCUCAUAGCUGUAAGACCUUUUCUAAGUGCUUGGCCAUCAUCCUUUCGGAUUUAGGAAAUGUGAGUUUCUUUUCUAGAAAACUAUUUAAAUGUAAGAAUUGUUGAGUACACUGCAGCUCAAACAAUUCAGACUUAUCUUCCAACACACUUCAAAACGUAAGAGUUUCAAACAUGUAAAAGCACAGUACUGGGAAAACUAGCAACAGUAAGAGCUGUGUGCAACCCUCAGUGAGAAAGCUCUCACACUGCGGUCAUUUUGGGAGCUUCAUGUACAUUUGAUCACUGACACAGUUCUGUGUUUUCAUUUAAACUUUCAAGUCUGUGAAGAAUUUUCUUUCAAUGUUGAAGACAAAACUGUUUGAAAAUAUCCCAUUUCUUUCAAAUAGCUCCUUAUUGCCAAACUCAGUUCUGUAUCCAAAUAGCUUUUCCUUUAAAUUAUUUUAAGUAAGUUAGGCUUCUAGAAACGCCUCAGAGUGAAGCACUGUUGGAAGGCCCACAGAGCCACUCCUAUGGCAGUAGCACAGUACUGCUGUGGAACAGAGGGGCUCUCUGGGGUGUUUGCAGUCAGAGCUUUACCACAGGAGCUGCCCACGGGCCGGCAGCACUGCAGUGGAGCUGGCACAGAGCACAGCUACCUCAGCUGAGCAGCCAGCACGGGGCUCUGCGCACAGUGCUCAGCCUGUCUCUCUGCAGAGACCUAAACGUACUGGUGGGUGCACAGAGCACAUUUUGCUUUAGGGAAAAAUAAGUAUAUAUUAGAUAUAUAUAUAUAUUUUAAUAUAAAAAGCUCUUUAAUAAAAGAUUAAAACUCAAGAGUCUACAUUAUAUGAGUAUAUAUUGUUAAGAUAACCGAGCAACAACUCGUUCUUGCUCAAGUUCAUUAAUGAAUUGCACUACUCUGUGCUAACUUCUACACAUUAGCAGCAUCGUAUCUCACCACCUCUAAACUGUCCUUGCAGCAGGUGCACCACGUGCAGCUUUCUUUAGAGAGAUGCUGACAGGGUACCUCCUGGUAAACAUAGGAGAGUGCAUUACAUACGCAGCAGUACACAUCAGUUACUGUGACACAGCUCAGAACCAGAUGCCAAAGCAGAGGAAUACUUCUAACAAGUCCUAACUCUAAAGACUCUGCACUAAAACUUGUCUCUCAGCUCCUUCAGUCAGUGCUGAUCCUGAAUGGGUAUUCCAGCUUUCCCUAAGUUUGUUCCACAUUUUCUAACUCACAACUACAUCUAUGAAUGCAUUUUUACUUUUCUUUAAAAAAAAAAAAAAACAA